AUGCACAUGUGCGAGCUGCCCAGGUCUUCCUUCCUCCUCAUCUCCUUGACGUAUUCGGUCAAUCGGAUGGUGACCAGCGUCGUGCACGAGCGCGAAGCGCGGCUACGAGAUGGCAUGCGGAUGAUGGGAAUGCACCCCGCAGCCUUCUAUGUGUCCUGGGCGCUGACCUACGUGAUCCUCUACCUCUUCGUGGUCACCGGAGUGGUCGUGAUUCUGGUUGCUGGCAAGGCUGUGUGA
Molecule: messenger RNA, 237 nt
Organism: Symbiodinium natans
Lineage: Eukaryota; Dinophyceae; Suessiales; Symbiodiniaceae
Source: the annotation of a GenBank genome assembly